Molecule: messenger RNA, 1431 nt
Organism: Miscanthus lutarioriparius
Lineage: Eukaryota; Viridiplantae; Streptophyta; Magnoliopsida; Poales; Poaceae
Source: the annotation of a GenBank genome assembly
AUGGAAGGUCUCUGCGUCUCCUCUCUGCGAGUGCUAUGGCUGACCCUGCUGCCUGCGGUCUUGAUCUGCGUCCUCCUCUUCUCCUACCUGUGGACCUUCCUAUGGCUGAGACCGGAGAGGAUCAGGCAGAGACUGAGGCGCCAGGGAGUGAAGGGCCCCAAGCCUUCUCUCCUCCUGGGGAACAUACCGGAGAUGAGGAGGAUUCAGAAGCAGCUGGCCGAAUCUGACCACCAAGAACAACAAGAAGCAGCAGCAGGGGGCAGCCAUCGCUUCUCCUCCAAUUACAUGGCCGCUCUGUUCCCUUACUUCCUCCACUGGAACAAGGUCUACGCGCUUCUUGGCACGGGAAUCUUGACGGCAAACGGUGACCUUUGGGCACAUCAACGGAAGGUGAUCGCGUCUCACUUCUUCAUGGACAAGGUUAAGGGAAUGGUGGAUUUGAUGGCAGAGUCUGCAGAUGAAAUGCUGGUCUCAUGGGAGGAUAUAGUUGACAGGGGAGGUGGCAGUGCAGAGGUGGUGGUUGAUGAGUUCUUGAGGAAUUUCUCGGCUGAUGUCAUAUCAAGAGUUGCUUUCGGGAGCAGUUUGUGUGAAGGCAAGGAGAUAUUCAGCAAGAUCCGACAGCUUCAGGUGGCAAUGGCAAAGCAAGAUAUAUUUGCUGCUCUUCCUGGUAGUAGAUACUUACCAACAAAUCGCAACCGAGAGAUUCGGAGGCUCGGCGCAAGCAUCCGGGACCUCAUCCUGGACAUAGCGAGGAGGCACGAAGAAGAACACGACCCGCCGGCGACAUCAUCUGCGAGCAACGGCGACGGCCUCCUGCGUUCCAUCGUCGAGGGCGCCAAGGCCGCCGCCGGCGCUUUCAGUCCCUGCACGGCUGAGGACUUCAUCGUGGACAACUGCAAGAACAUCUACUUCGCGGGGCACGAAACGACGUCGACCACCGCCGCCUGGUGCCUGAUGCUCCUCGCCGCGCACCCGGAGUGGCAGUCCCGCGCGCGCGCCGAGGUCCUGGAGGAGACGCUCCGGCUGUACCCGCCGGCGCCGUUCGUGACGCGGGAGGCGCUGCGCGACCUGACACUCGGCGGGCUGCACGUCCUGAGCGGGACCGGCGUCCGGGUCCCGAUAGCGCUGGCGCACCGCGACCCCGCCGCGUGGGGACCGGACCCCGACGGGUUCGACCCGGGGCGGUUCGCCAAUGGCGUGGCGGGCGCGUGCAGGCCGGCGCACAUGUACAUGCCGUUCGGCGUCGGCGCGCGCACCUGCGCCGGGCAGAACCUCGCCGUGGUGGAGAUCAAGGUCGUGCUGGCGACCCUGCUGCCCAGGUUCGAGCUCGCGCUGUCGCCCGGGUACGUCCACCGCCCCGCGUUCAGGCUCACCGUCGAGCCCGGGAGCGGCGUGGCCCUGGUGCUUAGGAAGCUCUGCUCUGCUGAUUGA